This is a messenger RNA of Hyalella azteca, 759 nucleotides long. Its product is annotated as UDP-glucosyltransferase 2-like. The transcript is spliced from 4 exons. The record is from RefSeq and is a predicted model, not a curated record. NCBI's taxonomy places the organism in Eukaryota, Metazoa, Arthropoda, Malacostraca, Amphipoda, Hyalellidae. Bases 1 to 738 code for a protein of 245 amino acids. Gene Ontology annotation, molecular function: UDP-glycosyltransferase activity.
AUGUCCGUGUUCAAGAGCCACUAUGCCAUCCUACAGCCUUUGAUAUCAACCUUGGCGGAGAGAGGACACGAGGUCUCCGUACUGAGUCACGUCUAUCUCAGUCAACGGCAUCCUAACGUCUCGUACUACGACUACAAAUAUGAUUUGGACGAUUUUUUCAACAUGGAUCAUUUCAGAAAUACUUACGAAACUGCAAAAUGCGUCAGAGACAUCGCUAAUUUCACCAGCCACUUAGCUACGAAGCUCUACGAUGACCCGGCCGUGAAAAAUAUCAUUGCCAAAAAGAACGAGUUCGACCUCGUCAUCUCUGACCAGUUUGCUUUUUUGGUUACCUACCCCUUGAUGGUGAAUAUGACUCACAUCUUGUUUACCGCGUCGUAUCUCACCUCCUUGCUGAGUGCUUACCAGGGUAACGUCUUUAACCCUGCUGCGGUGUCAAACGGCGUCACAGAUUACCCUAAACCCUACUCCUUCCUAAGCCGAGUCAAGAAUAUUUUGGUUACCCUUGGCUACGCCUACAUUUGGCUUUGGAGUGUCAGGUCGCCAGCUGAAGACGCGAUAUCCAAGAUCUUCCCAGGCUUGCCUUCUUCCUAUGAAGUUGAACGGAACGCAAGCCUAAUAUUCUUCCACUCGCACCUUGCCCUAGACGGAGCCUUCCCUCUCUUGCCGAACCAAAUAAUGUUGGGAGGCAUGGUAGCUCGAGACCCUGAACCCCUUCCUAAGGCAUGGAAUGAUUAAUGAACCCUAAUGAUUACCUGU